AUGUCUUUGCUAACUGUUAGCCAACAAAUAACUAUCUACGGUGGCUUUAUUCUUGCUAUUGGAGGUAUUUUUGGUAAUUCGAUGAAUAUUCUUAUAUUUUCGACAUAUCAAACUUAUCGUACAACUCCUUCUACAUUUUGUUUUCUAAUAAAUUCGAUAAUAAAUCUCAUUUACUUAUGCAUGAAUCUCCUUAGUCGAAUUCUUAGCGUUGGCUAUGGCAUUGAUUACACUCGUACAUCUAUUCUAUGGUGUAAAACACGUUCAUUUUCUAUAACGACAUUUAGUUUAAUCUCUUUCACUUGCUCAUGUUUAUCCGCAAUCGAUCAAUAUUUCUUAACUUCUUCGAACGUUCAAAUUCGACAGUAUAGUCAAAUGAAAUACACCUAUCGAAUUCUUUUAUUCAUGAGUUUUAUUUGGUGUCUUCACGGCAUUCCAUAUUUUAUAUAUUUAGAUAUUUCUUCUAAUGACAAAUUAUGUAUGAAUACGAAUUUAUUCUAUCGAAAGUAUUUGAUGUCUAAUAUAUUCAUUCUUUUAUGUCUUACUCCGAUAUUUAUUAUGAUCUUAUUCGGGUAUUUAGCGUAUCGAAACAUUCGUCAAACGAUUUUUCUUUCGAAACAACAAGUUGAUCGUAAAUUGACGCGAAUAAUUUUUGUUCAAGUUCUUCUGGUGAUUGCCAGUGUGACUCCAUAUGGAAUUUUUAAUGUUUAUAUGAUGAUUACGAAGGAUUAUUCUAAAGAUGCCUAUCGACAAAUGCAAGAGUAUUUCAUUUCGACGAUCGUUGGUCUGAUAUCUUAUUUUUAUUUUGUUGGAAAUUUUUAUAUGUUCUUCAUUGUAUCAAGUCGUUUUCGUGAAAAAGUCAAAGAUCGGAUCUUCUUUUGGAGGAAAUCAGAGAAAUGGAAACAUCUUGGAUUAGGUUCACUUAUGGAAGUCAAUUUGAAACAAGAAAAAGAUGAAAUCAAUUCUUAUGAACUUAUCAAAACGGCUUUCGCUAUGGACAUUACCAGUAGAAAUCAAUUUGAUGAUAAAAAUUCCGAGUCGCAAGUAUAG
This is a messenger RNA of Adineta ricciae, 1047 nucleotides long. NCBI's taxonomy places the organism in Eukaryota, Metazoa, Rotifera, Eurotatoria, Adinetida, Adinetidae. The record is from the annotation of a GenBank genome assembly.